GAAAGCCUCCCACGAGAAUAACUCAAAGCCGUCUGCAUGUAGUAGUAGCACACGGCUACGCGCAACAACAAAUCCGACUCACACUCACACACUAUACACACACGCACACGCACACGCACACACGGCCACAGGCACAAACCUCGCUCUCUGACCCCGGCCCGCUUUUCUGGAGCCCCGUCCGCGCAGAGCACAUCGUGCUCGUCGGAGGGAGUGAUCAGGGGGGUGCAGCUGGUUCCUGAGACUCACUCGAGCGAGCGACCUCGUACUCGACCGGCCAUGGCGGCGGCGGCGGCACCGCGUCCCCUGAGGACCUCCAUUGCGCUGCUCCUCCUCGCCCUCGCCCUCUCCGCGCUGGUGCCGUCGUCAGAUGCGUACGAUUCGCUUGAUCCGGUUGGGAACAUUACGAUCAAGUGGGAUGUGAAGAAGUGGACGGAGGAUGGCUACGAGGCCACCGUUUCACUGUACAACUACCAGCAGUAUCGCCACAUCCAAGCGCCGGGAUGGAAGCUCGGCUGGGCGUGGGCGGGGAAGGAAAUGAUCUGGACAAUGGCCGGCGCCCAAACCACGGAGCAGGGCGAUUGCUCCAACUUCAAAGUGGAGCCGCCGCCGCACUGCUGCCGGACGGACCCGGAGGUGGUGGACUUCCUUCCGGGGGCACCCUACAGCCAGCAGACCCCAAACUGCUGCAAAGGAGGAGUCCUCAGCUCAUGGGGACAGGACCCCGCCAACGCCAUUGCCACAUUUGACGUCAGGGUUGGCCGGGCAGGGACUACGAACAGCUCCGUCCAGGUGCCCGCCAAUUUCACCCUCAAGGCCCCUGGGCCAGGGUACACCUGCGGGCCUGCAAAGGAAGUAGACCCUACCAAGUUCAUUGUCGGGGACGGGAGGAGGACGACUCAGGCCCUCAAGACAUGGAAUGUGACGUGCACAUACUCGCAGUUCGUCGCGGGAAGAUCCCCGACGUGCUGCGUUGCGCUCUCGUCGUUUUACAACAGCACCAUAGUCGACUGCAACACGUGCUCAUGUGGCUGCCAAGACAACAACACAAACCCAGUGAGCUGUGUCAAGCCCAACUCACCUUAUCUGGCUUCUGUCGUGCCCGGGGAUAGCACCAACAUCCCGGCACCUCUCGUCAAAUGCUCCUCUCAUAUGUGCCCAAUAAGGGUGCAGUGGCACGUCAAGGCUAACUACAAGGACUACUGGAGGGUGAAGAUCACGGCGACAAAUCUCAACUACCUGAUGAACUACUCGCAUUGGAACCUCGUCGCGCAGCACCCGAACUUCAACAACCUGACCACUAUCUUCAGCUUCAGAUACAAAGAUCUGAACCCUUAUGGAACAAUAAACGACACCGGGAUGAUGUGGGGCAUCAAGUACUACAAUGACCUGCUCAUGACUGCCGAGCAUAAUGGAAAUGUUCAGUCUGAGCUUUUGUUCCGGAAGGACCCGGACACCUUCACCUUCCAGAAAGGAUGGGCGUUUCCGAGGCGAGUGUACUUCAACGGCGAGAACUGCGUGAUGCCGCCUCCAGAUGCGUACCCAUGGCUGCCGAACGCUUCUCAUCGACUGUCGGCGUCACUUACCAUUCCAUUCAUAACCGUUUGGACAGCAUUGGCAUUCUUGCUGGUUCAUGCGUAGUGAAGGUCGGUCCAAGGAGGAAUGAAUACAUUAGAUGGAAUUGCACAGAGGUUUUCACAUGAUUAUUGAACAAAGGUUUAGAUGACAACUAUCUUGGAGUGCAGAUUCAGAUUCAGAUGAUUAUUGAACAACCUAACCAAGCCUGAAGCUCUGGCUGAUGGUUGUACAUUACUACUUGAUGUGCUUCCUUUUUUUC
Triticum aestivum (bread wheat) is the source of this 1834-nucleotide messenger RNA. RefSeq names its product COBRA-like protein 1. Gene Ontology annotation, biological process: cellulose microfibril organization; plant-type cell wall cellulose biosynthetic process. Gene Ontology annotation, cellular component: plasma membrane. The transcript is spliced from 6 exons. NCBI's taxonomy places the organism in Eukaryota, Viridiplantae, Streptophyta, Magnoliopsida, Poales, Poaceae. The record is from RefSeq and is a predicted model, not a curated record. The coding region runs from base 277 to 1638 and encodes 453 amino acids.